Molecule: messenger RNA, 573 nt
Organism: Trichoderma atroviride IMI 206040
Lineage: Eukaryota; Fungi; Ascomycota; Sordariomycetes; Hypocreales; Hypocreaceae
Source: RefSeq, a predicted model, not a curated record
CAGUUUUUUUUUUUUUUUUUUUUUUUCCUUCCUUCUCCCACAGUGAGCAGCGCAGAGAACAGCGCGCGCAAAAAGGAGGGGUGGUGUGUACUUUUUUUUUUUUCCUCUUACUUUCCUUUUUUCCCCCUACCAACCUGCGUCCCUCCUUCCUUUGGAAUUUUUUUGGUGGGGAAGCUCGCAAAAGUCACAGCAGGCAAGAGCUGCCCAGCUCAAUGGAGGGGGUGCACACAGCAGAGGGGAAGGCACGAUACGAUGGCUACUGCAGCUUGUGUAUCAGAAGCAUUGCUAGGUCCAUUGGCAGAUUACUCCGGCGGUACCUGCUCCAUGCACGCAGCGGCCGUCAACCGCCAUGUCCCGGGCCGGUAUCCAGGCGCUGCUUGGAUCUUGGAGCCCCGGUCGAAACAGUAAAAUAUGGAGAGUCGAGUAAUCAUGCUUGUCGCGUACCUCGAUAGUGCUGCUGUGCUUGUUCCUUGACACCUGCAAAAAGCACGGAAAGGACAGCUCAGCUCAGCGCAGGCACAAGCAACGUGGCAGCCGCACCAGCUACAGUUAAUUACCGGGCCUGGUCUAAAG